This is a messenger RNA of Miscanthus lutarioriparius, 951 nucleotides long. The record is from the annotation of a GenBank genome assembly. NCBI's taxonomy places the organism in Eukaryota, Viridiplantae, Streptophyta, Magnoliopsida, Poales, Poaceae.
AUGGCGUGGAAAGAAUCGAAGCCAGCAAAGAGGGCUGUCAUUCGUCCUACCCCACCGCUCCUGCCCCCAACAACUUCCACUUGGAAGCCCACACAGAUAGCAAUGUUCGCCUUCCCCAGCUGCGGCGACAUGCGCUCGCCGUCUCCACCGAAGGGACGCCGCUUCAAGGUUAGCCACCGCCAUGCGGAGCCCAACCCCGACAUGCCAUACCGCUUCGAUUUCUCUCUCGACCCGGACCCGGACCCGGACGCCAUCCGGUUCGAGCACUCACGUGGCCUCCCCGGCCAUGCGGUGUUCGUGGGCACCCUCCCCGCCCCAGCCGCGUGGGAGGAGCUUCCGGCUCAUCACCUCCUCGCGCGCUUCUCCUGCAGUCCGGUGUCCGGCUACACUGCAACCCAAUACUUGGACCUCACGGUUGUCGUCAAGAUCAUUAUGGGCAGCAGUGGCGAAGUGAGUCAUCUACGCGAGAUGUUGUCUUUGCCGGAGACAGGCGCCAAGGUCAGGGAAAUCCUUAACAAGUACAUGGCCCGUAAACUGCAGGCCAUGGAGAAACUGCUGGAGACGCAGACUGAACUGCGCGGCCAGGUGGUGCUCGUGAAGAUCAACAACGCCCGGCGCCACAUCAGCGCGGAGGUGCUGGCGAUUCGGGAUCAGAUCAACACCCGAUUUGGCUUUCCGGGAUAUGAGCUGGUCAUGCUGAUCGAUGACCUAGACCCACCGAUGCAUGCGCACUUGGCGAGUGCUGACGUUUUCAUAGCCAAAACAUUGGCCACGAAGAAAUUCAUGUACUACACGGUGUGCAGGCCGGAAGGUCCGGUUGCCCACCUCUCAGCAAGCGCACCGCGGAAGGGUAGCAUCAUUGCCAAGACCGGGAUUUGUUUCAGGCCGACGGCGCCGGCGCGGCUGACUGCCGUAAUUCGGGUCAAUCCAUGGGGUAUGAUGGUGGCAUAG